CGGUGCGGGAGGUGGUUCGGAGUGGCUGCACGUUCGGGCGAUUCGAAAGUUUUUUCUUCCACCUCGCAGUUCCGAGGAGCGCAGAUAGGUGUAGGGCGAGAGAUUGUGAGGGGCGGGGCGUGAGUUCCGAUGCAAUGCUUGGCUCGGUAUCCGCGAGGGCGAAUCGACUGUGCAUCUGGAUGAGCAAGCACGAUGCGGUGUUGAUUCCUGGUGACGAUUAGGGACAAAGGUUUGAAAUCACGGUUAGGGUUUUGUGGUGCAACUAUUGAGGGAAGGUCGCGAGGGCGUACCUCGGAGAGAGGAGCAGGCUUGCAGAUGUGACCCCGGGUUAUGGCGAAGAAGAAAGGAGGAGCCGGGAGGGCUGCCAAAGCAGGAGGAGCUGCUGCCGGGGGUUCUGCGGAGGUUCCGCCUCGGGAGUUCAACGAGGGAGACCUCGUGCUGGCUAAAGUCAAGGGUUGGCCAGCAUGGCCCGCGCAGAUUGGAAAAUUGGAGACGCAAGGGAAACAUGCUGGAAAGUAUUAUGUGACCUACUUUGGGCCAGGGCAGCAAAUUGGUUGGUGCCUACCGGUUGAGCUGUCAGAGUUUGAUGCGGAUCAGAGAGAAGCCUCUAUUCAGAAGUCACUGAAGAAAACUGCAGACAAGAAGUUUAUUUCCGCCGUGAAGGAAAUAUGUGCUCUGCAAGAUGAGCGGGUAGGGGACACGCCCAAGGACUCCGCAGAAGAGAAUGGAGAGUUGGUCGAGGACGACAGUACUCGGGAUAGUGGCCUGGAUGGUCGAGAAGAGGGCACGGUGGAAAAGGAGGUUAAGCAGGAAGUUUUUUCCAUGCCCGUCGUGACAUUGAAUCAGCAAGACGAGUCCGUGUAUUUCAAUGAGGGGAAUCCUGAAGAGGAUGCCGACGAUGGCGAUGGCGAAAAGAAUUGGAGCGAAAGACCAGAAUACAAUGGUAGCGGUCUACAGAUGGGAAAAGACUCGGACGGAGGAGGACAGGAGCAAGAAGCGAGUCACGAUGGUGCAGUAGGGGAAGGGUUGAAGUCGUUCGCAGAAGUUGAAAAGCCCGAUUCGGAGGCAAAUGGAGGGAGAAGGCGCGCUUUCGGAAAUGCGUUGAUGAGAAUCAAUCAGACUUCCGACAAAGAUGUAGAGGAAAAGGUUGAGAUUCCAGAAAACGACACGCAGGUGCUCACUUAUCAGUACGGGAGGAAGAAGAAUCGGAACAAGACUAACAUGGAUGAAUCCCCUGGUGUUGUGAAUGGCGCGGCGUCAAAUCCUGGGCAAGAGAUCGUGGAGGACUCCGCUGCUGUGCAUGCUGUAACCAGCGAGUUUUCGAAGAAGAUCAAACCUAAAGUGGGCAGACCCUCCAAAGCCAGUCAACAAUCUAAAAUGGGACAAGACAGCAAGUCGACUACUCAAGCGGUUAGAAAGCUAAGCGCUGCUGAGAAGAGGUCAGAGUUGGGAAAAGGUAGUGGGGGAGGUGGACGUGACGGAGGCGGGAAACCUGGCAAGGAUGAUGACAGUGCUUUAAAAAGGGUGUCAUCUGACAAUGGGCACAAUAGGAAGGAAUCUGAUUCCAAGAAGAAAGAUGUGUACAGCUCUAGUGUAAAGGGAGAAGUUUUGGGUGGGGAGAAACGUGAACGCAAGUUGGAGGGGAAGAAGGAUGUGAAGGGGCUGGCGUCGGAGGUGGAUAGAUUGAAGAAAGGGCCAAAGAAAUCGCAAAUUUUGACGAAGAGUUCGGAGGAAAGCAAGAAGCAUUCAGGCACACCGAAGCAGCGGGGCGAGCACGUGAAAGGCAGUGUCGAUGAUUUGGAGAAGAAAGUUCCAACCUCCUCCCCAGGUUCUUUUGGAGGAUCAAAGGUUAAAAGUGAAGUUGUAGGUGAAGCAUCUCUAAAACGUAGAAGGCUGUCUGAUGGAGAGGUCGAAGGGGAGGAAGGAAGUGCGGGAGGGGAGAAGGGUGAUGACGGAGUUAGUCCCAAAGUGGAUGCGGUUGAGAAAAGCCUUCCCUUGUUGAAGAGGCCCAAGAUGCUCGCAUCAGAAGGCAAGUCGUGGGAAGGAAAGCAGAAACAUGUGUCCGUUGGGCGUUCAGGUGUGGACGGAAACAACGCCGAGAACGAUUCGCCCAGGGAUGGCAAGUCCAGAGAAAGGGGGACCAGCCUACCCCCGAAAGCAGACAAGGAUCGGAUGAGAAAAGCAGCUCUGGAUGGCGAGGCUGCUCUCCCUCCUUCAAAAAGAAGGCAUCGAGCUUAUGCAGCGAUGAGUGCUUGUGAAGCGGAAGCCGCUACAGCAAGCGCGGCGGAAUCUAGGGAGCAAAUAGGAAAUGGAGUGUCUUCUAACCAAGAUGGUAACGAUGUGACUGCAGCUGCGUCCUUGGAGACUCUGAGCAAAGAGGGCAUACCUGUGUGUGGGCCGCCGAUUGGCAGCGUGGCUAGCCCCUUUAAGAAUGCCACAGUGACGCCAGACAUUUUUGAGUCUACAGAUGGAGGGCAUAAACAACAGAAAGUAGGAAGCGGGCAUGAUAACGCUGGUGCUCAAGACAGGAUAGAGAGCAAGAAACACAUGCUCUUGAAAGACGCACAGGCAACAGAUUCACCAAGAAAGCACAGCAGUAGUGAAGACCCUAGCAAGGUGCAAACAGCGAAGUCGGAAGGUAGAGCAAAGAGUUCGAAAUCAAAAAGUCCUGGUCCCACGAGAUCAAGCUUGGAAGUUGCGACGGAGAAACGCAAGGGACAUUUGAGCGGCUCCGAGAGCGGUAAAUUGAGUACAAGUAUGUUAGGAGGGGCAGAGGCGUUCGGAUCUCUUGCAAAACCAAGUUUCGAGGAUUCAAGUAUAAGAAACGCGGUUGCACUUGCUAAUGAGAAGAGAAAUGCGCUGAAGAGGGAGGGGGAUGCAUCUGCCUCAAUGAAGGUUCUGAUUGCGGUGGCUCAAGCUAAGCAGCGAGCUAGGCAGAAUUCCACAGGUGGGUCUGGGUCGUUCGCAUUUGCAGAGCUUGACAAGUUCACAAAUAGCAUGGUGUGCAGUCCCUCUCCUUCACAAAGAAGGGGAAGCUCAGGGCUGACUUCACCAGUUCAACAUGGGCAGGGUGGUGUCUUAACUCCUCAUGACGGACACAAAAGGCAAGAUCUGGACUAUAUUCGACACGGAGAAACAGCAGUGGAUACGGAAGCCACUAUAGCACGGGAUACUUUUGUGGGUAUGUUGGAGACAGUUUCCCGCACAAAGGACAGCAUAGGACGCACAACCCGGCAGGCUAUGGAUUGUGCAAAGCACGGCAUUGCUGACCAGAUCGUUGAGGUGAUAGUACGGAAAUUGGAGAAUGAGCCCAGCUUUCAUCGGCGGGUAGACUACUGGUUUCUUCUAGAUUCUGUCACUCAAGUCGCCCAUACACAGAAGGUGGCGGCAUACCUUCCGAUUGUGCAAUCAUUCCUUCCUCGAAUACUGAAUGCAGCUGCUCCACCAGGGGGUGCCGCACGUGAGAAUAGAAAACAGUGUUUGAAGGUGUUGAACUUGUGGUUGGAAAGGAAGGUGAUGCCGGAAUCUGUUCUGCGUCAUUUUAUGACUGAAAUAGAGUCGCACAGUGAGGACAAGGGAUUGCCUGGAAAUGGUCCUCGCCGACUUUCUCGAUCUGAGCGUGCAGUGGACGAUCCUGUAAGGGACAUGGAUGGCAUGUUGGUGGAUGAGUAUGGAAGCAAUGCGUCGUUGAAUUUACCGGACGGGUUUUCCAUCAUUCCUCAGUUGUACGAGGAGGAAGAGGAAGACAGUGAAGAUGGCGAUAAGAAAUUGGAGACGGAGUUUUUGAGCGCCAUCAACACAACACGUUCAACCGAAGGAGAGGCACUUGUCGAGAGGCAUCCAACUGUGCUGGAAGAUGUGGAUGGUGAGCUGGAAAUGGAGGAUGUUUCUCCGACGGCCGACUCAGAAGUUCCAGCUAUGAAGUCGCGGGAACAACUCCUAGCAGAUCGUUUUGCGGGGGACGCAAGAACAAACUCUGGGCAGCCUCCUCUGCCGUUGGAUCCCCCUCCUUCCGUUCCGUCGCCACCUCCUCUGCCGGCUGAUCCUCCUCCUUCACCCCCUCCACCCCCCAGAUCCCCGCCUCCGCCGCUAAUCAGCUCGCAGGCAGCAUAUCCAAGUAAUGGGCAGAGUUCCGCACAUUCACAGGAUUUAAGUACUCAUCAAGCGAGCGAUUCACCAUCUACACCAACUACACACUCAGGCUUAGCUGGUCAUCAAGGUCAAGGGAACUCUGGGUUUUCUCAAGUGGGGUCUAGGACAAAUUCUUAUCCAAGUGGUCCAGGAAGUCAAUCAGGCGCAUCGCUGGAUUCUCCGAUUCCUCCUUUACCUCCUCAGCAUUGCAGUUCAGGGUUUGCCCUUGGAACGCGUCUUCCACCCCCUCCGCCUCUUCCUCCGUCGUGUCGUCCUCAGCGGGUGUGGCCAGAAUCUUUUGCUUCCCCAGCCGGUGGUUCUGACGUCUCUCCCCGAUUAGGCAGGCCCGGGGAGGAACAAGUACGACAGGGAAACCAAGAGGUCUCUGUCAGUGAAAGAGCUGGGGACUUGUCUGGUGGGCAACAAGAUGCUGGGCCCUCACAAAGUGGAGGUUGUACAAGCUCUGGACCUUCCGAAGGGGUUCAAGCAGGAGAUCAAGCAUCUGGAGGCAGCAUGUCUGGUUAUUCUUCGAAUGCUCCGCUUUAUUUAAGCCAGGAUAAUUUAUACAGGUCGAAUGCGGGUGGUCGACCUGGGCCAGGUGCACAGUUCCCGUACGGUCCUCCUGGAAUUCAAUCUGCUAUGCGUGGUCGAUCAGUGGGAGGACAUUUCAGUCCAUAUGCACAGUACCAAACACCUCCCAUGAAUCCUCCAGGUGGUCAGGGGCCGAUGCAUGGUUUCAGACCCGGAGGUCCUUCCGUCAGUUCGUGGAGAUCAAAUUAAUUUAUUCGCUGGUGAGCAACAGGUAGAGUUUGCCGCAUACAAGGUUGGCGUAGGUGUGCCUUUCCACGGUAGAGGAGCCAUGACUACCCCAGUUGUUGGCUCCUGUGAAGCAGGUGUGGAAGAAGUGGUUACUGAAGCGCUCUUGUCCGUAGUGGAUGCCAAAGCUGACUAUACAUUUAAUGUAUAAUAUCUGGGAGGUUCAUGUUUGGUGGUUUGGUGCAACUACUGAAUGCCCGAGCAUGAACGAUGAACCCAGAGUGAAGUGAGAACUUGGCUACUAGUUCAUGAAUCUCGGAGGAGUUGUAGAAGCUUUGGAGUUCUGACGAUGAGGUGGUCCCCUCGUUGGAGGAAAGUGUUUCAGGUGGAGUAGUGUAUCAAGGUACUCAUUGGAUGUUUAGGGAGAAAGCAGCCGUAAAGUAGGACGUUUUUUGUACAUUCUCUACUUCCCAAUUAGAGCCUGCUGAUUGCAGAGAUUAGCACUGUGUAGAUUUUGUAUCUGUAUCGAAGAGCCCCGUUCGACUUUGCUUACUA
Physcomitrium patens is the source of this 5442-nucleotide messenger RNA. RefSeq lists its product as uncharacterized. NCBI's taxonomy places the organism in Eukaryota, Viridiplantae, Streptophyta, Bryopsida, Funariales, Funariaceae. The record is from RefSeq and is a predicted model, not a curated record.